AUGACGGCUAUUUGUGUGGAAAACUACAAAAAUAAUGAAAAAGUCACACAUGGAGUUGUUUUGAUCAAAGGUCGUGUCAAAAAUUUCGAUCAAUUGAGGUCAGAAAUAAAAGUUUCCACGAAUUCGCAAGUCCAGAACUACCGGUUGAGCAAAAAAGGGCAAUUUAAGGCUUUGGUAGAACUAAUUCCUGAUGAAAAUACGAUAAAAUUCGAAUAUAAAAAUAUUUUUUUCGAAUUAAAAUUAAAUUAUGAAGUGACAUCUCACGUAAAAAGGAAAAUUCAACCGAUUUAUUUGCUGUGUCGGGAUUCUCCAAGGAGCUCAAUUGAAAUAAAUUGUCAAAAACUAUUGCUGGGAUGCAAAUUAGCACAAAGUUUGUAUGCGGAGAAGCUUUUUCAAGGCACUGGUGUGAGAAAAACUUUUAAUUUAGCUGAUUUUUGUGAGGAAUUUACGCUUGAAAUUGAAGAAACCGAAGCUCAAACCCUUUCCGAUCAAGAUUUAUGGCAAAUUGUAGGUAAAAGUCUCAUUGAAUCACGGAAAUUUGACGUUUUUAAUACGAAAUUCGUCGCUUUUUGUUCGUUCACGAAGUAUUUGGGACUGCCGAAGGAUGCAGAAUACUCGUAUGCUUUGAUAAAAUCACGUACUUUGUCGAAUCCCGCACUUUCCUCCGGGGGUUUAGCUCUUUUAGGUACCGGUUGUUUAUAUACAUGGCCUAAAAACGUCUCGGAAGUCAUCGAACACUUUUUGGAUAAGACUCGGAUUGAUUUCACACGAGAGCUGGAUGAUAGUAAUUAUCGUUGCACGCGCGGCGGAUGCUUUUCGACGACGAUCGGAAGUCUUUGUCACGAAUUGGGACACAUUUUCGAUCUUGGACACACGAGCGAUGGCAUUAUGGGCAAAGAUAUCGAUUUUGUAGGCAGAGUUUUUGUCACGGAAUUGCACACGGAGGACUUGCCAGACCGAAUUGUAGGCCAAAAACCCCAAAAAUUGCCAAAAACUGAGGAAAAAACGAGAUUUACGAAGAUAAAUCGAACGCCGGGACAAUUUCUCAUCAAGUAUCACGAACAAAAAGACGACGAUUUGAGCUUUUUCGCACAAAAUAAUUUAAUUACGCUCGCAUUUCAUAAAUGGUUCAACAAUAACGGGAACGAAGCACAAACAAUAAAGUUUAAAAAUGGAAUAAUUUCGAGUGAAUUUCAAUUAAAGUUGGUUGAGUUGAGGAAAUGUGCUGAUGAAAUGUUGAUACAUUUUUGGAAUUUGACUGAAAAAGAAGUUUUUGAGUUUAAAUUGCCGCAAGAAAUAGAAAUUUGUGAGAUAAUUCUUUUUGUGAUCGAUGCUGAAGGAAAUAUUUUGAAGCAAAAGUUGUGA
This is a messenger RNA of Culicoides brevitarsis, 1365 nucleotides long. RefSeq lists its product as uncharacterized. The record is from RefSeq and is a predicted model, not a curated record. The transcript has a single exon. The coding region runs from base 1 to 1365 and encodes 454 amino acids. Lineage: Eukaryota; Metazoa; Arthropoda; Insecta; Diptera; Ceratopogonidae.